AUGUUCCCAGAAUCCAUUGUAAUGGAUGGUAGAUUGGGAUAUCGAGAUAAUGAUAAAGAAGAAUGGCAAGAAAUAUCGAGAUCUCAGUCUAUGAAGAGAUUUCUCAAAUGCAAUUCUGAAAAUUACCACGAUGGAACAAAAGAGCUUUUGCUUGAUUGUGAACUUCUUCCAUUUUUUGAGUUGGGAAGUGUUCAUCACAGCGAAUACCUCAUCAAUGUCAGGUUCCCAUCCGAGGAUAACGAAUUUUUGGGAGAACUUUAUGACAUCUGGAUUUAUGUGAUCCAUCAAAAUGGCGGAUUCACAUUUGUUUGGUUCUCCUUAAAAACCCUGGUCUUCCCUAUUGUCACAUGCGCUUUGGUCUGGUAUAUUUGGAGACUCUUGCAACUAAACAGGAAGCCUAGUGUCUUGGAGAGAACUUUGUUAGCUGUUGGCGCUGCAAUUACUCUAAUGAAUUUGCCAAUUGAUUGGUUGACUCUCUGGCUGAACAUGCCCUUCAUGAUGUUAUACAGUGACAUAAGGCAGGGCCUCUUCUACUCUGUGCUCCUUUGUUUCUGGGUCAUCUUUGCCGGAGAACAUAUGAUGGAUUCAGUGAAGAGAGAUGACUUGAAAUAUUAUUGGAAGCAAUUAACAGCUGUUGGAGUGGCAUGUGUCUGCAUGUUUCUAUUCGAUUUCUGCGAGAGAGGAAUCCAACUGACCAACCCAUUUUUUUCUAUUUGGUCCACCAGAGCAGGGGCCAAUGUUGCUUUUGGCUUCAUUGUGUUGGCUGGCAUGGCGGCAUGCGUGUACUUCAUAUAUUUGAUGGUCACCAUUGUUUGUGUCUUCAAGAAUAUUUGCGCCAAGAAGCAUGUCAUCCCGUCAAUGAGCAAAGCCAGGCAGAAGUUCUACAAGAACCAGAUCUACCGCUUCUCUUUCCUGAUGACCUUGACAUGGUUGUGUGCUGGCAUGACUGUGGUCUUCUUCAUUGUUGGACAGGUGGAGGAAGGACAUUGGAAGUGGGGCAAUGAGGAUGUCCAGUACACGAGCGCCGUGCAGACUGGAGUUUAUGGCAUGUGGAACUUGUACGUGCUGACUCUACUGAUCCUCUAUGCCCCGUCCAACAAAACUGUAUGCCCAAUUGAUCUGGACGAGAAUUCUCUUUAUAUUAUGCCUAUCCAUAAAUUUCAUAAAAAAGAAACUUUUUCGAAGUCAAUGGCGUUUUCUUGA
Helobdella robusta is the source of this 1203-nucleotide messenger RNA. RefSeq lists its product as hypothetical. Gene Ontology annotation, molecular function: Wnt-protein binding. The transcript is spliced from 12 exons. Bases 1 to 1203 code for a protein of 400 amino acids. Gene Ontology annotation, cellular component: endomembrane system; organelle membrane. Gene Ontology annotation, biological process: intracellular protein transport; Wnt signaling pathway; Wnt protein secretion. The record is from RefSeq and is a predicted model, not a curated record. NCBI's taxonomy places the organism in Eukaryota, Metazoa, Annelida, Clitellata, Rhynchobdellida, Glossiphoniidae.